Phyllotreta striolata is the source of this 1918-nucleotide messenger RNA. The record is from the annotation of a GenBank genome assembly. NCBI's taxonomy places the organism in Eukaryota, Metazoa, Arthropoda, Insecta, Coleoptera, Chrysomelidae.
ACUGUACAUCAAUUCGAUGUAUAAGUGAAAUAUACUCGGGAGUUUUUCGGGGGUUGUUUAAUAGGCGAUUUUUCCGGUGUCCAGAAAAAAAUGCUUUCAAUAACUCCAAUAUUAACCAUACUAUGCCUGUACAACGGUAUCGAAGUUGAAGCCGAAUCGAUCCCGUCGUGCGACAACCCGGUGUAUUGCCAAGGCGACCUCCUGGACACCGUCCAGAUGGCCAGGCUGUAUCCCGAUUCGAAAACCUUCGUGGACAUGAGCCAAAAGAACCCGCCGAACGUAACGCUGGCCAAUUUCGAGCAGUUCAUGAAAUCGAAGAACCGCCAUCCCUCCCGACAGGACAUCGUGGACUUCGUGAACGACAACUUCGAGAACAGCCCGGAAUUGGUCGACUGGACGCCCGGCGACUACACCAAACAUCCGAAGUUCCUGGAGAGAAUAGACGACGCCAAAGUGAAACGAUUCGCGCAGAGCCUGGUCGACAUUUGGCCGAUUCUGGCGAGGAAAAUCAACGAUUCGGUGGCGAAGCGACCGGAUCACUACUCCCUGAUCUAUCUGCCCAACGGGUUCAUCAUACCCGGCGGCAGGUUCAAGGAAAUUUACUACUGGGACACCUACUGGAUCAUCAAGGGGCUGAUCGUCAGCGAAAUGACGGAUACCGUUAGGGGAAUCUUGGAGAAUUUCCUCUCUCUGAUCGACCGAUUCGGAUUCAUCCCCAACGGCAGUAGAGUCUACUAUUUGAACAGAUCUCAACCGCCGCUAUUAGCUCUCAUGAUAGGGCUUUAUGUAGACGCCACUAACAAUAAAACGUGGCUAGCGCAGCACGUCGACACCGUCGAGAAGGAACUGAACUGGUGGAUAACCAACAGGCGGCUGCAGAUCAAAAUAAACGACAAAGAGUACGACAUGUUCAGGUACAACGUCUUGAGCGAUACGCCGAGACCCGAAUCGUAUUACGAAGACACGCGCACGUGCAGGAACUUUACGGACGCUCAAAAAAGCGACUGCUACAGAAACUUGAAAACCGGCGCCGAAAGCGGUUGGGAUUACUCGACGCGUUGGUUCUUCACCGACGACAGACACCACGGCACUAAUUUAAGUUCCAUAGACAUCACCCAUUUGAUACCGGUCGAUUUGAACGCUUUCCUGUGCAAGGCUUUCGAAGAAUUGGCCAGAUUCUACGAGUUACUAGGAAACUCCACCAAAGCCUCCUUCUGGCACCAAAGGCACGCAGCCUUAAAAGACGCCAUCCGAGACGUCCUUUACUCCAACGAAGACGGCAUUUGGUUCGACUACGAUUUGAUCAGCAACAAGCGCAUCGAGGGGUUCUAUCCCAGCAACUUCGCCCCGUUGUGGGCCGACGCCUACGACACCGCCAAAAAGGAGGACUACGGCCUCAAGGCGACGCUUUACUACAAGCAAAACCGGCUGUACAGGUACUUGGGCGGCAUUCCCACGUCGCUGCUCAACAGCGGCCAGCAGUGGGACCUGCCCAACGCCUGGCCCCCGUUGCAGGACCUCAUCGUUUCAGGUUUGGCCAAAACCGGCGCCAAGAAAGCGGUCAGGCUGGCCGAGAACCAGGCGAAGAGGACCAUCGAGGCGUUCAUGAUCGGUUUCGAGGAGAACAAGGAGAUGUUCGAGAAGUACGACGCUAUGAACGCCGGCUCGUACGGGGGCGGCGGAGAGUACUCGGUCCAAGCCGGCUUCGGUUGGACCAACGGGGCGGCGCUGAACUUUAUCGAUUUGUUCUACACCAAGAGAGAGACCAACAACCAAAUGAGAUGAUAGCUACCACUGGGGUACUACAAUUUAAUGAUUAAUUUUUUGUACAUAAUGUACCGAUUUUGUCAAGGGUCGUUUUAGACGAUCCUUUUAGAUUAAAAAAUUAUACAUAAUUAAUAAAUACUGUACAUAUUGA